AAUUUCUUCUGUCCAGUCAAAAAAAACAAAAACAAAAAUGAGUCGAAAUUAUGCUGUUUCUUCUUCAAUCAAUUUUAUAACAACAUUGGUUUAUCUUUCAAUUCUACUAAGCUUGGCCACUGCUGUUAAACCAAGAGGGUUUAGCAUGAAAAUGAUUCGCAGCGACUCUAAAGAAUCACCUCUACAUUCAAGGUAUGCUAAUUUAACACAAGCAGAAAGGUUUCGAAGACUCGUCGAAAAAUCCAAAUCUCGAGUACGUCACCUUGGAUCGGCAAGAGCUGCUGCUUAUAAUAGAAGCAGCACCAUGAAUCCCGAUGUUGCAAGCGUACCUGUUUCACUCGUGAAAGACGACGACACAGGCUUUUACAUUGGUGAGGUAGGUAUAGGUACUUUCAAUGGUCAACCACAAACUUUCAAGAGUUUUUAUUUAAUUAUCGAUACCAGUACCGAUAUUAUAUGGACUCAGUGUCGUGGUGGCAAUCAUUAUUUCUAUCAAGAUUCGGAAUAUUAUGAUCAGGGAGGUUCGAAUUCGUAUCAUCCCAUCCCUUGUGAUCAGCAAGAGGAGUACUGUGUGGGUGAUUUUUGCGACGAGGAUGGCUUUUGUUUGUACCGACAAGGAUACUUGACCGGAGCACAAUCAUCUGGUGAGCUUGUUAAAGAAACAUUCACUAUAAACUCAAAUACCGGUGACCUUGAAAGUGUUGAAAAUAUAAUCAUGGGUUGUGGCCUUGACCAGACGGAUUUCGGACAAGUACUAGAUGUUCCUGAGCGUGAGGGUGAUCAUGACUGGGAUGGGCCGAUACCUGCACCUGGAACUGCUCCUAUAGCAGGAUAUCUCGGUUUAGGACAAGGAGAUGAAGGAUUUUCUUUGGUACUUCAGUUAGAUAAUAAAUUUGAAUACUGCUUGGAGUCGUACGAUCUUCCUGGUGCUGAUGCAUCGCACACGUAUUUAAGAUUUGGUGCAGACGCAAUAAUUGGUGGAGGACCUGAAGUACGUAGAACUCCAUUGAGUCAAGAUCCUAACUUAAAGUCGCCUUACCACUUGACUCUCCGGGAUAUUAGUGUAGGUCGAGUAAGUGCAGGGUUUGACGAACAUGCUUUCGUGAUUAGGGCAGAUGGAUUUGGUGGGACUAUCAUCGAUUCAGCAUCUCCAUUCACCACUAUGGGUUUUGAUCAUUUUCAAAGAGUUAGGCAAUUGUUCGUGGACUACUUCCAUCCACUUGGAUGCGGAUUUUGUUAUUCGGCAAAUGUCUGGUAUUUUUGUCUAUAUGGGAGAUCAAAACAUGAUAUGUCUUGGUAUCGUUAGCUUGGAGGAAGACAAUAUUGAUCCUUAUGAUGUAACUUUAGGAGC
This is a messenger RNA of Papaver somniferum (opium poppy), 1351 nucleotides long. Its product is annotated as aspartic proteinase nepenthesin-1-like. Gene Ontology annotation, cellular component: extracellular region. The record is from RefSeq and is a predicted model, not a curated record. The transcript has 2 exons. The coding region runs from base 38 to 1306 and encodes 422 amino acids. NCBI's taxonomy places the organism in Eukaryota, Viridiplantae, Streptophyta, Magnoliopsida, Ranunculales, Papaveraceae.